AAGGAAAAGAAAAGUAAGAAUGGAUUAAAACAGCAGCAGGAGAGGACAAUUUUGGAACUGGAUGUGAGUACAAUUGUCAUAAUUCUGUGAUCCAAGCCAACACUCUGUCUCAAUGAUCUUUCUCACUGUCUUAGGAACUCACUCGAUCCUUGGAACAUGGCAUCUCUGUACAGUUUGCCAAAAUCCAUCAAUUUGUUGAAAACAAGGAACAACAUUUAAUUGAAGAGCUGAGGAGACAAAAGAAGGAGGACCUACAACGAAUGGAGAAAAAUAUGAAAAGAUUUGAUGAGGAUCUAGCGUCAUUUGAGAAGAAGAUUUCAAACAUCAGCGCAGCCAUAAAACACCAAGGCAAUCUCUCUUUUCUCAAGGAAGCGAAGACAUUGAGAGAAAAAUACUUGGUCAAAGAGGACAAAGUGAAAAGUGCCCAGAGGCAUGAAGGUGAAGAAGAAGGCAGUGAAAUCCAGGGUUGCAAGGGAGAUGAACCAGAAGGAAGUGAAUGCUCCAAAGAGAGCCUUGCGUUUUCGAGAAGGAAAUACAAAGGAUUCCGAGGCCCGUUACUCUACACAGUGUAGAAGCAAAUGAAACAGAUCAUCUCUCCGGUUCCGGCCUCGCUGACUCUAAACCCAAACACAGCACAUCCGAUGCUCACCCUCUCGAAAGAUCUCACCAGUGUGAGGACCAGUUGAGAUCAUGCUUGAAUUCCAUGAAGGCGAGAGAAAAAACAGAAAGAGACUUAAAGCAGCAGCAGGAGAGGGAGAUUUCAGAAUUGGAUGAACUCACAUCAUCCCUGGAGCAAGACAUAUCUGCACAAUUUGCCAAAAUCCAUCAAUAUCUUGAAGACAAAGAGAGGCACUUAAUGAAAGAACUGAGGAGACUGAAGGAGGAAGAUCUGCAACCAAUACAGGGGCAUCUGAAACUAAUUGAGGAGAAAUUAACCUCUCUUGAGGCAGACAUAGUGAAGCUUGGUGUACACAUUGAGCAGCAAGACAGUAUCUCUUUUCUCAAGGAACUGAAAGGUGUAAGAGAAAGAUACCUGAACAAAGAGAAGGAAGAGGAUGGAGAGGACGAAUGGGAAGAUGAAGAUGAAGAUGAAGAAAUACUGAUGUUUCCAAGAAAGAAUUACAGAAGAUAUCAAGGCCCGUUUCUCUACACAGUGUGGAAGGAAAUGAAACAGAUCAUCUCUCCAUUUCCAGUCUCGCUGACACUGGAUCCGAACACAGCUCAUCAUAGCCUUGUCCUGUCUGAGGAUCUGACCAGCGUGUCAAUCAAUACGAAAAAAACAUUUCUGCUUCUUGAUAACCCAGAGAGAUUUAAUCAGCAUCCAUGUGUCCUGUGCUCAAAGGGAUUCGCAUCAGGGAAGCACUACUGGGAGGUGGAGGUUGGCAACAAGACUGACUGGGACGUUGGUGUGACCAGAGAGUCGGCAAAUCGGAAGGGAAAGUUCAAACUGCAACCUCAAAAGGGAUACUGGGCUGUGGGGCUUACAAAUGGGGAUGCAUACAAUGCCAGACAGUACUCAGUAAUUCAGACUCCGAGUAUGAAGCCCACGACCAUUGGAGUUUACCUGGACUAUGAGGGAGGUCUGGUGACCUUUUACAAUGCUGAUGAUAUGUCCGUUCUCUACACGCAUUCUGGCACAUUCACUGAGAAACUCAUUCCUUUUAUGUGUACUGGGUGGUACAGUGAUAGAAAUGCUGCUCCUCUUAAACUGCGUCAUCUUAAACUAUAGAUUCCCAAAUUGACAUGUCAGAGAUUGAGGGAAAUGGGAUUAAUAUUAACCUUUCUGUGACAAUGUGGCAUGGUGGUUUGGUGGUUAACACUGUUGCUUCAUAGUGCCAGGGACCUGGGUUGGACUCUUGCCUCGGGUGACUGCAUGGAGU
Chiloscyllium plagiosum (whitespotted bambooshark) is the source of this 1880-nucleotide messenger RNA. NCBI's taxonomy places the organism in Eukaryota, Metazoa, Chordata, Chondrichthyes, Orectolobiformes, Hemiscylliidae. The record is from RefSeq and is a predicted model, not a curated record.